AUGGAUACAAUCAUGAAAGAUGCAAACGAUGCUGCUAAACAACGUUCUUGUCACACAAGCAUUUUGAAUGAAGCUGCAGCUGCUCCAAAGACUGCUGUCAAUUUUACAGAAAUCGUUGAAAUUUCUUCAGAUGAUGGAUCUUCUGAAGAAUCUAGUAAUGGUGAUGAUGAUCAGGAGAGUGUUGACAGGCAACUGAUCAAUAAUGCAAAGCAAUCUGACGAAAAGCAAUCUGGUAAAGCACAGAACCUGACGCCCGUUGAAGAGGUUGUGGAUAGAGAUAGACGGGCAAUAAGAUCAAACCCAAGAGUUCAAGGGGGAAAGAUCUCAAAGACAACCAAGGAUAAAACGACUGUCCAAAAGGUCGUUCUCUGUCGCCCAGAUUCGUCUAUUGUACCAACUAGACCAGAUCAACUUCAUCUUCCAAAACCUCAAUGCAAGGACGCUAAAUCAGGUCGAGGCCAAAUACCUGAAUAUUAUGGAUCAAGAGGAUUGAAAAGAGCGCGAUAUUCUGACAGGAGCUUACGUUCGGAGGUCCGUCCAAAAUUCAAAGACAAACCUCAUGGUCACUAUUCCCAGCGGAAACCGAAUCUCCCUCAAUUGCCCUUCAUACUUCAAAUAACUAUACUUCGAUCUUUGCAAACUGCAUUAGAGUCGAUGUGUUACCGAUUCGUACAAAAGUGGCUUCCUGAGGUGCUGAAUGCGAACACAUGGGAAUGUCCCGAAAAUGUAGAGUUGAACUUAUGGUGGGGCGCAUUGAACGAGUGUCACAUACCAGUUGAAGCUAUUGGUCGUCAAGCACGCACUUCUCUUAAUUCCCUCUUCGCGCGGGUGACUGGGAUACGCCAUCUUGCGGUACAUAGACUUACACAGGUCGCAAUCGAUAGUAUCAAGGCAAUGAUUGAAGAUGCUCUGGAAAUCGCACACAUAUUUCGAGACGAUAUUUUCGUUCCAGAGUUCGAACUCUGGAAAGAGAAGCUCGCAUAUUGUUUGGAGGUUGAUCGGAAGGCAUCUGGUAAGCCAAUCAUGGUCCGUAGACUCAAUGCUAUUAGCACUAUGAAAGAGUACAAUGCGAGUAGUCAGGAUAAGCUCAAUAAAGAGAUUUUUGCGCUAAGGGCCGAACUUCUGGAAAAAGAAAAAAAGGCUGAGCGACUACACCAAGAGUACAACUCUCUUUUGAGAAGCGAAACCGAUACCAUUGACCUUGCUAGCAAUGGCGGUAAGCUCAGCGAUGAGGAAACUAAACAUCUUGGAGAUUUCAAAGCACUUGAAGAAUGCUUUACGCUGAACUUCGACAGGAAAGCACCUAAUCCUGAGCCAGCAGAAAACUUCUCAGGUCACCUUAUUAUGCUGUCAGAAGUCGGUAUGUGUGGACCCAGUAGGGCAGAUACAAACAGGCCCAUAAACGGUCAGUCUAGUAUCCAGAAUCCCACGGUCUCUCACGGAACUGGUAUCAAUGGUCUGCCGUCGAGACUUGAACCUAUUGCUAGGAAUGCUUAUGGUACCCCGGUGGACAUAAGUGAUAACUCUGGUUUAGGCCAAAGAACUGCCAGUGGUCCAGUCUCCACAUCGCAUGCCGGCCAACCAAUUCCUGCUACAGCGGUCGUUGUUGAUCUUACGGAAGAUGGUGAUGCAAUUAUGGUUGGGUAG
Messenger RNA from Botrytis byssoidea, 1647 nucleotides. RefSeq lists its product as uncharacterized. The record is from RefSeq and is a predicted model, not a curated record. The coding region runs from base 1 to 1647 and encodes 548 amino acids. NCBI's taxonomy places the organism in Eukaryota, Fungi, Ascomycota, Leotiomycetes, Helotiales, Sclerotiniaceae. The transcript has 3 exons.